This is a messenger RNA of Pipra filicauda (Wire-tailed manakin), 12463 nucleotides long. RefSeq lists its product as uncharacterized. NCBI's taxonomy places the organism in Eukaryota, Metazoa, Chordata, Aves, Passeriformes, Pipridae. The transcript has 2 exons. The record is from RefSeq and is a predicted model, not a curated record. The coding region runs from base 1870 to 2892 and encodes 340 amino acids.
GAAUUCAGUGGCAAUGUUUCAUCUUUUGUCAAGGCAAGGCCUAGACUGUUUAGAGAACAGCAUAUCAGGGCCUGAAUAACAAAACGGAGUCAAGAAUUAGGUGAAUAUGUACACUCUGUGCCCCGAAGAUGAUGAGACUGAUGAAGUAGAGGGUCCCAAAAAGCCCCCUGACUCAAUUCUCAGGGGGUCGACCCGGGGCGGUCCAGAGUAAAGGCCACAGGGUGGACACAUUUGGGAUUGGAUAGAUGGUAUUAUAAGAUGUAAAAUCUCAGGCACAGCGGCCGCGCAUCGUGUAACAUAAUUGGCAUAAUUAAACCCUUUCCUUAUCUCAUCCCUAAUUAACUGCUCUGGAGUAUUUUUUUAGCACCAACAUCUCCACGGCAUCAGCUGGUGGCCUGUACGGGGAAACCUGGACUGGAACUUCUUCAGACUGGAAACUUUCAUUGAACAGGAAUUCCUCAUCAAACUGGCUUUUAUCUGAGAUAAUUCCCGCCCCGGUCUGAGAAGCCCAGCUCCACAGAACCCACGGAAGCAAGCAUGUAGCGUAGAGGUGAGAUAAGAAAAGAGCGAAUAAGGAAAAAGGUACCUUCCUCAGUUAGCAGCUGCGGGAAAGUUUGUGUUCCCGGGAGAUAGGGAACAUGGGUGACUGGAAAGUUAACUUGAAGACUUGGGCCCAUAUAGUUGUGGAAGUUGCUUUCCAGUCAGCGGACGGGUGGUUCGCCAACCCAGGUCAGAGCGGGUUUCAGCCUAGGGCUGUUUUUUUGGAAGGGACGCUUUCCGGUGUGCUCUGACGCUGUGGGGGAACCAGUGGGGCUCCAGAGUCAGUGUGACUUGGUAGAAUAGCUGAGAGGUUAUGGUAACAGCUUGGUAACCCUAAGGAAGCAAGUUCAAAUCCCAGUGUGUGGUUGUGAUCUGUUCUUGUUUUGUAAUCAUGGGUUGUGUGGAUUCAAAAGUUGAGAUCCCUAAAGAAUCCCCCCUGAGAAUGGUUUUGAAGUACUGGAAGAUUUUAACCGGUCCCAGUACAAUUUUAAGAAAGGAAGAACUUUGCAGAUGAGAGGAGUGACUUGGCUGGAAUUCGGUUCUUUUGAGCUAGACACGGUGUUGAAAUUAAUUUCACUCCUCAAUGCAGAACAGAAAUGGGAAGAGAUCAGGUAUGCAGAAUUGUUCAUGUUUCUGUUAACACGCCCUGGAUUGAGAGAAGGAGAUAAGAAGAACGAAAGUUCAGGAGAGAUGGAAAAAUCAGAAAUGGCUUUAGGAAAAGGGAAAAAGAAAGAUCGAGUUUUAUUUAAAAACAUGGGAAAUGGUGAUUUAAGUGUGUUAAUGUCACCUAAUGAGAGAGAAAACAGCCCGGAAGAAGCCGGAGCUGCAGGACCGGCUCCUGCUGAGCAGGAAGGAACCAUUGAAGGACUCCCUGGUGUGGAUCUGGCCACACCGGGAGGGAUUAGGCAAAUUAAGGCCUCCGGAGGAGUUAGCUCGGGUCUGGCGGGAGUGAGUCCUGUUGGUUUGGCUGGAGCAAGCACAGAGGUGCAGAUAAGAUCUGUGAGAUCAGCUUUUGUUGAAACUGCUUUUAGUGCAGCAGAGCAAAGCGGGAGUCAUGCAGAUGCUGUGGGGCUAGCUAGCUCAGAAAUAACAUCUAGUUUGGUUGCAACAGGAGUAACAGCAGGAGAGACUCCUGGCCCCACAGGGGCAAUGGAGGCGGGGUCUACCCUGCCUGUUCCAGUGAGCAUGGAAGCAGUCUGUAGCUCUGCUGCUGCUGACAGCUUUGCCGGAGCAGACAAAGUUGUCAUGGUAACAGCAGAGGUGAGUGCGGGAGUAGCAGAAUGAGUAAGAGCUGAAGUUGAUAGUUCUACCAGUGAUGGGACAGGAGCUAUGAAGGCUGAAAAGUUGGCUUUUACUAAGGUUGCUUUUGGCAUAGUAACACCAGAGAAAGUUGCUAUAGAUGCGGCAUCUGUUGUAGAAACAAGGGAGAUUUUAGAGGUCACAGCAAAAGCGCCGCUGGAAUUCGCCAGUGUAGGGAUGGCGGCAGGCGUAAGAGUUGCUGAUUUAGACAGUGACAGUAAAGUGAAGGCGUCAGCCCCAGGGGGGGCGACGGCCCCAAAUGUAGGGGUGUUUGUGAGAGCGAGUAGCCCAGCACCACAGAUGGGUGCAGAGGCAGUUGAUUCUAUCGGUGGCGAUAGUGACAUGAGAACUGUAAGAAUGGAGCUGCAUGCCCCGAGUGCAAGAGAGACACCAAAGUUUGCUGCAAACACAGCAGGCUGUACUGUUGGAGAGGCGAUUAUAAGAACAGCUGUUGCCGCGGCAAUGGAACUCCCAGCUCAGAGAGCAGAGGAGGUUUCUGGAAUGGCCGUUACCACGGCGACAGAACUGGCUGGCGUGGUAAAAAGAAAAGUGUUGCCUGUGUCUAAUACAGUGAGAAUGCGUGUAAAAGGGAAAAACCAGGCAAAGUUUGUCCCAGCUAUACUAACAGGUGAGAAAGGAGGAGAAGAUCCGGGGACAGAGAAAGCGAGAUUAGAGCAGAGAGCGAUCCUGAAGUUUAAAACUGUGGCGAGCACAGUAAGGCGGGAACAGGAAAAACUAAUCCCAGUUGUUGCUCUGACUAAUGAGAAGGUUUUGUUUCCUACUAGUGUGGUCCAGGCAGAGACGGCAGAUGCGAGUGCCGCGAAAACUAUGGGACCGUUGGGCGCGGCAGCACGAGAGAGAGCUGGGGCCACUGACUUUGCAGGGGUGGCGGGACCCAGCUCUGCCCCUGCUGUUUCAGGUACCGCCCCAGGUGUGGCAGGCAGAGAUCAGGUCGUAGCAAAGACACCGAGAACUACGAGAAAGGCUAGGGCAAAGAAAAUAGAUGGGAGUGUGGAGUCUCCUCUGUCCAUGCUGGCUGGCGCGGGGGGGUGACUCCUUCCCCUGUAACAGCUAAUCCCAUGCAAGCAGCUGCAGUAGGUGUGAGUGUCGCGGAGAUUUUAAAGCCACCUGACGACUCUACAGUUGUCAUAACAAUAAAAAUGCCUGCUCCCAUAACAAGCGGAGCAGGGCCGAGGGCGAGAGCGGCCAGUGCCCAGCCUACCCCAAUGUGUAGGAAAGGAAGGGGAAAAUCACGUGACUGUCGCAGGCACCGGCACCGCUCUGUAAGCGCAGGGGCAGCGUUAACCAUCGGUACAGAAAGAAUAAGCCCAACUGCAGAACAGUCAAAGUCUGGGUUUGGUACAGGAGCUGCUGCCGCCUCUGCAGACGGAGCGGGGGCCACAGCGAGUGCACAGGCAAAUCAUUUCCUGGCUGUGGCCAACACAAGCAGAGCUACUCAUGGCACCUUGGCGGCUGUGGGCAGGAGACCGGCUGGGGGUGCAGAGGCUGCAGGAGAGCCUAGAGCGAUGUCUGUGGCUGGAGUCCCAGCCCAGCCUAAUGCGGGACCCUCUGGCUCUGCCAUUAGGGGCGGAGAUGGAGUCGUUGCUCCCCCUCUGGGCCUCCCAAGCCUGCACAGUCCGUGCCCUCCCACUGUACUGAAAAGGGGGGGGGGACAUUCAGUGUACAAUUCCAACGAUCACAAAAACUAAAACCUGCUGGUGCAAUAUAUGUAAUAAGGUGAUGCUUUGAAAACUAUGGGAGCUAUCUAAGUCUAAAGGGAAAGAAACUGAUUUGUCCCCAAUAAACAAAACUAGAAAAAGAAACUGUCUAUUGACCCUUGCAUCCCUUGUCUUUUAAAACUGUCACAGGCUCAUAACCUGUGAAAGAAUAUUCCUACCCUAAUUCAGUAAGGGGGGAAUACUGUUUUGUUUUAAAUAUAAACUAAUAAUGUGUCAGAAGUUAACUGUUUACAGAUAGUUUGUUCCAGCAAGCAGACCUGAAAGCUGUGCCAAAAUUCAAACUGAAGAGCCAUGAGAAUAACUUUUAUGCAGAAGUAGACAAAUGUCUUAACUGCAAAUGAAAUACAUCAAGACCAAAGGGUAUUAAACUGCAAUAAGACCAACUUGCACUAAAGGUGCCUGUCCUGGGCUAUCCCACAGGGAAAUGUCCAGGCCCAGAGGAGGAAUGUUACCAAUACUUUUCUUAAUUUCGACAUCAAAGGCCUGGUAAAGGAGAUCCCCACGGUUACAAUUGGCUCCAAUUAUUGUCUAAACUGUGUUGCAACAAUACUGUUAUUGAUGAAGGUAAUGAAGUGCUACUUAAAAUUGGAAGAAUGGUAUUGUAUUGCUUUCCCUGUUGUAGAAAAGAUUGCACCUCAAGGGGACUCGCUGGAACUUUGGAAAGGGCUGCAGACAGGCCAGUCCCUGGGUGGCAUGGAGCCUGUGUAGAUUUUGGUAAAUUAGUAGGAUGUGUGUCACCUCCCAUUAAUUGGGAGUUCACGCCAGAACAGAUGUUUGAUUCUGGUGAGAUGACCCGCUGUUUAACAGAAGGGUGUUUUUCCUACGAGGAUUCGAAUAUGCGAUUCUCCGCUUUGUGCUGGGGCCCGGCUAGUGCUUAUGGAGCUGCUGUAGACCACUUUCAAAAGGUUAAGGCUGGGACCAGAGCUCAAACUAUGCCACCUGAGACCAGUGAUGUUCCCGUUGAGUCCACAGGAAGUGAGGCCAAAACACAGCUUAAAGUCAAUGCCGUUUCUACUAAGUCCACUAGAACUGGGACUCAAGCUAAAAGCCGGAAAGUCAUCGUUGCCCCUAUAAAGAAGAAAAAGGGUAAGGGUAAGGGAAAUUGCAGAACCUACAGACCCAUCUCCGCGACUGGAAUGCACAGAAGAAGAAGAAGAAAGAGGAGAAGAAGAAGAAGGAGCGGAAGAACCUAUCCAAUCCACGCAGGAAGUAGCAGACGAAGGAGCAGCAGCACUGGACGAAGGAGCGGCAGCAGUGGAUGAAGGAGUGACUACAAGCAAGGAAGGAGCGACAGCAAUGGAUGAAGGAGUGACUGUGAGAGAGGAGGAAGUGGCUGUGACAGAGGAAGGGGUGACUGCAACAGAAGAAACAGCUACCAGAGAGGAAGAAGCAGUUGCAAGAGAAGGGACGCGCCCAAAAGAACUAGGGGCGUGUCCAAAGGAAAGUAGAGCAGUAUCAAGAGAAAAAAAUGCAACAGUACAAACGACCCGUAGUAUAUUGUCACUCGAUGAUUUAUAUCCUGACUACACAUUCAGUGUUUCGAAAGAUGCAAAGAAGGGGCCAAAGCGUUCCUCUCAACCUGAGGAAGAAUUAUCCCUACCUCUCAGACCCAACCUUCUCUUGGAGGCGUGGAUGAUUGGAUUAGGCCCUUAUCUUGGCACCUGAAAGACUACUCACUACCUCCACGAGCUGGGUAUGGCGAAUGACAUAGAAUUCCAUCCCCGCAGUAUGAAUGACGUAGAAGUCCAUCUCUGCGGUAUGAACGACAUAGAAGUUCAUCCCCAUGGCGUGAACGACAUAGAAGUCCAUCUCCAUGGCGUGAACGAUGUAGAAGCUCAUCGCCACAGCAUGCCUAGUCCCCACCUCCACGUGAGAGAUACAGAGAGGAGGCGGGAGCGGCUCCACAUAAGAGCGGAAGAAUAAAGAGGAAAGUGGAAAAGAUUCUACGCAGGAGAGAUGGACAGGAAAUAAUGCGAGAAAGUGAAAUUACACAAUCACUGACCACAAGAGAGCUUAGAGAUAUACGAAGAGAUUACAUUCACUUGCCUGGUGAACGAAUCCUCACCUGGCUGGUGUGAUGCUGGGACAAGGGAGCUGAUAGUCACAUGAUUGAAGGUCACGAAGCACGACAAUUGGGAUCCAUUGCCCGAGACCAUGAGAUAGAACAAGAAAUGGGAAGGGAGACAAUGGAGUCCAGUCUUUGGAUCCGAAUCCUCCACACUGUGAGGGCGAGAUACCCAUUCAAGGAGUCUCUGAUGAGCUCUCCAAGAAAGUGGAACACUGCAGAAGAAGGCAUCCAAUACCUACGGGAAUUGGCCAUGCUAGAGAUCAUCUAUUCUGAUCCAGACUAUUAUGACAUCCAAGUUCCUGAGAGUGUUCCCUGCAUGCAGCCCAUGUGGAAAAAGAUAAUUAAAGGUGCCCCUAAACCAUAUACCUACUGCUUGAUAACCGCAUAUCAUCCAAAGAUGGACAAACCAAGUGUGGACACCAUGUGUUCUUGGAUAAGGAGCAUAGCAGAAAAUCUGGAAUACUCCUCCGAUCCCCUAUACCAACCCACCUACAAUAGGGAAAGAAUGGAGAGAGAUUAUGAAUACUCCAGAUAUGAGGACGACCCUAGAGAUGACAGACAUUAUAGAGAUUACAGAGAAAGGCCAAUAGAACGAUCACGACGGGAUCGAUGAAGACGACCUUGACCUAGACCUCGAUUCUGGUCUCGGUCUCGCUCACGAUCUUCAUCAUUCACACAUCGAAGGAAAGAAAACCCUAAGCGUCAGACACGUAACCAACUAUGGGCAUACUGAUGUCUUAAGAUUCUUUUAGUUUUUUGGUUUUUCUAAUUUUUAUAAGCUUUAUAAGUAGUUAUAUAGUAGAAGUAGACUUUAGAAGCAGCAGCCCUUAUUCCUUUACCCUUUAGCUCAGUAGUUUACACAUUCCUCAACUCUUACACACCCUAUUCCAUGCUCCCGUAUCGAUAUCCCCUGAAUUCCAGUAGAAAAUGUUUAGUCUCUAGUCAAAGUAGGCCCAUUUUGUUUAAGAACACUUGUGCCUUGGCCUGAACUGCAAAAGUACAGUCAAGAAUUGGGUGACCGUGUACCCUUUGUGCUCUGAAGAAGACAAAGAUGAUGAAGAGAUGGUCUCGAAAAGCCCCCAGUCCCAGUUCCAAGGGGGUGGGAUGAGGGUGGACCAAGGCAAAAGCUAUGGGGUGGAAACACUUGGGAUUGGACAGUCAAUAUUAUAAAUUGUAACACCUGUACACGGCUGUGCGCGCACGUCUUGUUAUUUCAUUAAAUCCUUUUCUUAGCUCAUCUCCAAUUAAAUUGCUUUGGAGUUUUUUUUCCUCAGCUCCUGCAAGCAAGAGCUGUUGGCCUGAAUGGGGAAAAGACUGGACCUGGACUUCUUCAGAUCGAAGAAUUGGAGGGCAUUUCAUCCUGCAAAAAUACUAAAAGCCGGCAUUUAUUUGGAGAAUUUGGAUAAUUUCCUCGCCGAUCUGAGAAGCCCUAGCUCCCUAGAACCCCAGAGGAGGUGAGGUCUAAUCAUCAACAGGACAGAGCAGAUGAUAGAUGUUCUUAUUGUAAAAAGAAGGGACAUUGGAAAAGGGAGUGCCUGGAGCUGAAGAAAAUUGAAAACCCUCUUCCCCCUCCACCGCCAGACCCCAGCUGACUGUGAGUCAGAAUGCAUGAAGAGGACCGGAAGUUUUUUCCCCAGCAGAACCUCUGGUUACAGUUAAGCUGGGGGGGGGGGGGAGGAUGUUGAAUUCUUGGUUGAUACAGGUGUGGCAUAUUCUGUAUUAAAUACUUUGGAAGGGAAACUGAGUCAUGAGACUAUAACUGUGGUAGGCGCUGCAGGGGUAAGUGAAACAAGGCCAUUUUUUAAACCUUUAAGAUUUAAAUUGGGCAAGCACUGGGUAACUCAUCAAUUUCUUUACAUGCCAAAUUCUCCUAGGCCUUUAUUAGGUAGGAAUUUAUUGGAAAAAUUAGAAGCUGAAAUUAAAUUCUGCAAGGGGGGAGAAAUAAAAGUUAUAAUUCCAGAUACUAAAUAUAUCGAGGCAGCUGCUUUCUUUAUACAGGAGAAUCAUGGAGAGAUUCCUGCAGAAGUUAAGAAUGCUGUCAUUCCUUUAGUCUGGGCCAAUGAAUACCCUGGGAAGUCUAAACAAGCUGAAUCAGUAAGCCUCACACUCAGAGCAGGAGCAUCCCUGGUAAGGCAAAAGCAAUAUCCUUUAAAACUAGAAAGCCGAAAAGGCUUAGCACCUAUAAUUGAAAGGUUUCUUAAAUUUGGCUUACUGGUAGAAUGUGAAUCCAGAUUCAAUACCCCCAUCCUACCAGUGAAAAAGGCUGAUGGCAAAAGCUAUCGGUUAGUCCAAGAUCUUAGGGCCAUCAACAAAAUAACCGAGGAUAUCUAUCUGGUGGUAGCCAACCCCUGUACCCUAUUAACCACAUUGACAGAAGAUCUAGGGUGGUUCACUGUACUUGAUCUUAAAGAUGCCUUUUUCUGCAUUCCUGUGCAUAAAGACAGCCAAGAGCUUUUUGCUUUUGAAUGGGAAAAUCCUGAGACAGGGAGGAAAACGCAGCUGACCUGGAGAGUUCUUCCACAAGGCUUUAAAAACAGCCUGACUAUAUUUGGGAACCAACUGGCAAAAGAACUGGAGGACUGGAGAAGACAGCAGCAAGAAGGAGUUGUCCUGCAGUAUGUGGAUGACGUCCUAAUUGCAGCCAAAAGCCGGGACCAAUGCAUCGAGCUCACUGUAAGUCUCUUGAACUUUUUGGGGCUAAGUGGGUAUCAAGUCUCAAGAGAGAAAGCACAGAUAGCCAAAGAGAUAGUCAUCUACCUGGGGCUUGAAAUUUAUCGUGGGCAUCAGCGGCUCAGCACAGACCGGAAAGAGGCCAUUUGCGAUCUCCCAGAACCCCACACCAUACGAGAGAUGCAGGCCUUCCUGGGAAUGGUAGGAUGGUGUCGGCUGUGGAUAGCUAACUGUGGGUUGCUAGUCAAACCUCUAUAUGAAGCCCUGUAAACAGCCAAAGAGGGAGUUGUAAUGUGGACAGAUGAGACCAGAGAUGUAUUUAAAUAGCUAAAACAAUCCUCGAUGUCAGCUCCAGCACUAGGAUCACCGGAUCUAACUAAACCUUUUGAACUGUUCACACAUGAGCAAUUGAAUGUCGCUCUGGGGUAUUAUCACAAACUCUGGGAAGCCAGCGAAGGGCUGUGGCUUAUUUCUCUAAGCAGUUGGACAGUGUUAGCCAAGGGUGGCCGGGGUGCCUGCGAGCCGUCGCAGCAACUGUUAUCCUGAUUGAGGAGGCCCGGAAGCUCGCCCUUGGGCAGAACAUCACCGUGUAUGUACCUCAUGCACUUCAAGCCGUGCUCGAACAGAAGGGAGGCCACUGGCUGUCCCCCAGCAGAAUGCUUAAAUACCAGGUUGUGUUGCUGGAACAGGAUGAUGUUACUUUGAAAACAACAUCUAUUGUAAACCCAGCUGUGUUUCUGUCCUCAACAUUAACUGACAGUGUCCCUGAGCAUGACUGUUUACAGACUAUAGAGGAAACUUAUUCCAGUGGACCAGACCUGAGAGAUGUGCCUCUGGAAAAUGCAGACUGGGAACUGUAUACAGACGGAAGCAGCUUCAUGAGUGAUGGUAAGCGCUUCACAGGGUAUGCAGUGACGACCAGAGAUGAAGUGAUCGAGGCAAAGGCCUUGCCAGCAGAUGUGUCAUCUCAAAAGGCAGAACUAAUUGCACUGACAAGAGCCUUGGAACUGAGCGAAGGAAAGAAGGUAAAUAUCUGGACUGACUCAAAACAUGCAUUUAGUGUUGUACAUGCCCACGGAGCCAUCUGGAAAGAAAGAGGACUACUUAGAGCCCAAGGCAGUGGAGUCAAGCAUGCAGACCAAAUCCAUGCACUCCUGCAGAGUAUUUGGAAACCGGAAGAGGUAGCUAUUAUGCAUUGUAGAGCCCACCAAAAGGGGAAAACAACUCCCGAGUUGGGAAAUCAUUUUGCUGAUCAAGCAGCAAAAAGGACUGCAGAAAAAGGCAUCCUGGCAAUAAUACCACAAAAAGAAAUUGAUUUAACAAAAUACACCCCUAAAUAUGAUGAGAAAGACAAUCAGUUAAUUAAAUCACUGAAAGCUGAGAUCAAGGAAGGGGGGUAGGCUGUUACCCCUACUGGACAGGUUGUAGUUCCACCACUGCUCCUUAGAGAAAUAGCUCUACAGGAACAUGAGGCUACCCACUGGGGAACAGAAAACCUUCUAAAACAUCUAAAGAAUACAGUAAUAGGGACAGGUAUGACUGAAGUUGUGCAGUCCGUGGUAAGUAGGUGUGAAAUCUGUAAGUUAAACAACCCUGAUACAACUAAGAGAGUAGUACUAGGAGUAACAAAGGCUGGAGACCAACCUGGAGAUUACUGGCAAAUAGAUUUUGCUGAGUUACCACCAUGGGGGGGUACAAAUACAUACUUGUGUUGGUUGACACGUUCAGUGGAUGGCCUGAAGCAUACCCCUGUCGUACUAACACAGCGAGGGAAGUGGUAAAAGCUUUGCUCAACCACAUAAUUCCAAGAUUUGGGGUUCCUCUAGGAAUGUCAUCAGAUAAAGGAACACAUUUUAUUGCGACAAUAGUGAAAGAAGUAUGCCGCAUCCUGGGAAUUGUCUGGGACCUACAUACCCCCUAUAGACCUCAGGCUAGUGGCAAAGUUGAGCGAAUGAAUGGUACUCUGAAAAUACAGAUUAGCAAAAUUUGUCAAGAAACAUCUAUGUCGUGGGUUCAAGCUUUGCCACUAGCUCUGCUGAGGAUUUGUAUCCAGCUGAGGUGGAGGGAUAACAUAAGUCCAUAUGAAAUACUGUAUGGAAGACCAUAUCAGGCACCACACAUACCAGGGGACAUACACAUAAGAGGGUGAGCUGAUUUACAAAAAUAUUUGAUUGCUCUAGGCUUUACUUUACAGAAGCUCCAGAAAGUCAUCGAGUUAUCCAGACCCAUAGGACUGGACACUCCUGCUCAUCCAUUCCAGCCAGGUGACUGGAUCUAUGUCAAGUGUUGGAACAGUGACCCCUUGCGAGCCAAGUGGAGAGGACCAUACCAAGUCCUGCUGACUUCCCUCACCGCCGUCAAAGUUGCUGGCAGAGAACCCUGAUUUCACUAUUCCAGAGUCAAAAGAGCACCACCUUCUGGAACAACCAGCCAAUCAGAACUGGACACCGACGAAGAAGAUGUGGCAUAGACUGUUUUUGCUGUGUAUUCUGUUUGUGCUACCGGUAACUAUGAACUGAGUUUGGGAUCAAAAAUUGCAUGUGGCCCUAGUCCAAAAUGUGUCUAAAAUUCUUCGGAAAACGGAAUGCUGGAUUUGUACGCAAGUACCAGCAAUUGAUGAUGAGGAUAGUGACUGGCCUCUAAGUGGUAUUUUACUAAAUGAGACAAACUUUGGUAAGUCUAUGAUAAAUCUCCCAGGAACCUGGAAGCCAGUUACAGAGGCUUAUUAUCCAGUGGCCCUAAGUAAUGUGAUUUCUAAUCAAAAUGUUGUUCCCUGCAUGAUUGUAAAUGCUACAGGAAAAAUUCUCCCUCCCUACUGUGAUAAAAACAAUUCAAAGGAAGGGGUAAAUCCAGAAAUAGUUGCAGGGAUGGCACAGUUCCCUUUGAGACUAAUUCCUCCUCAGGGUUCAGGAUGGUACUGGAUCUGUGAAAAGGAGGCCUGGAAAGUUUUGCCCCUUGAUAAAGAUCGUGCCUGCUCCCUAGGGGCAGUAAUCCCAAAUAUAACAAUUCUCGACCCAAUUGAUGAACAGGAAUGGGAUAAAAUCUAUCCAAAAAGAGUGAAAAGAAUCCUCUUAUUGAGCGCCCUACAAUUUUCCACAGCAUAGUCAGAGCCUUAGUCCCAUCUUUAGGAGUAAGCGAAUUGGAAAAAGCAAUUGUAAACAUUUCAGCUGUCAUGGAAAACAUUCAAGAUCACACUUCAGAUGCAAUUGAAACCCUAAAAGAACAAUUCCAAAGCUUGUCUCAUGUAGUAAUACAAAACCGAAUGGCCCUCAAUUUCUUGCUAGCCUCACAGGGAGGUGCAUGUAAAGUUAUCAACACCAGUUGCUGCUCUUACAUAGACCAGACUGGUAGAAUUAGUAAUGAUUUGGCCGCAAUUCAAAAUCAAACCAAAAUCUUGCACCAGAUAUCUCUGGAUGAUGUCUCCCUGGGUUUAGGAGAUGUCCUCCACAAACUCACUUCAUGGUUACCGAAUUGGACUUGGAUGAGACAACUGUUUAUUUUAGUAAUGUACAUACUUAGUGUUAGUAUAAUAACUCACUGCAUGUACCGAUGUUAUAGUUGUUGUAGGUGUAAGUAGUAGAGAUUGGACAAGACCUUUGGGUUUUGUCCAGUCCCUAAGGGGGGACUGAUGCCUUAAGCCCCUAUUAGUUUUUUGUGUUUCUAAUUUUUGUAAGUUUUAUAAGUAGUAGAAGUAGAUUUUAAAAGCAGUAGCCCUCACACCCUUUCCCUGUAGUACAAGUAGUUUACACAUUCCUUAACCCUCUUACCCCGUUCUAUGCUCCCCAUAUCAAAUCUACCCCUGAAUUCAGUGGCAGUGUUUAGUGUCUUGUCAAGGCAAGGCCUAUACUGUUUAGAGAACACCCAUAUCAGGGCCUGAACAACAAAACAGAGUCAAGAACUAGGUGACUAUGUACCCUUUGUGCUCUGAAGAUGGUGAAGAUGAUGAAGAGGUGGUCUUGAAAUGCACCCCAGACUCAAUUCUCAGGGGGUGGACCCGGGGCGGACCGGACCAAAGGCUACGGGGUGGACACACUUGGGAUUGGACAGAUGGUAUUAUAAAAUGUAACAUCUCAGGCACAGCUGCGCGUGCGUCUUGUAACAUCUAUUGCCUUGGCACAAUUAAACCCUUUCCUUAUCUCACUCCUAA